CUGUUUGAAAUUCGCGGGCGCUGUCCCUUUAACGUGCAAUAGAACUCUGAUUGCAUCGAUCACAAAUUCAUUCUCCGCUCGCUCCCAUCGCUCUCAUUCCUAUGCCGGUUAUUCCCUUCUUUCCGGGCGUCCAGGAGGACCCGGUUCUGGAACGUUACUUCAAGGGCCACAAAGCUGCGAUCACCUCCGCGGACUUCAGCCCGCACGGCCAACAGCUGGCUACUGCCUCUUGGGAUACGUUUCUCAUGCUAUGGAAUUUCAAGCCACAAGCUAGAGCUUUCAGAUACGUGGGUCACAAGGAUGUUGUAACCAGCGUGCAGUUUUCUCCACUUGGAAACUUACUGGCCUCUGCUUCACGAGACAGAACUGUUAGACUCUGGAUUCCUGAUAAGAGAGGGAAAUCCUCUGAAUUUAAAGCUCAUACAGCCCCAGUUCGCAGUGUGGACUUUUCAGCUGAUGGCCAGUUUCUAGCUACAGCUUCCGAAGACAAAUCCAUCAAAGUAUGGAACAUGUACCGCCAGCGCUUCUUGUAUUCCUUGUACCGACAUACACACUGGGUGCGCUGUGCCAAAUUUUCACCUGAUGGAAGACUAAUUGUAUCAUGUAGUGAGGAUAAAACUAUUAAAAUUUGGGAUACCACAAAUAAGCAGUGUGUUAAUAACUUCUCAGAUUCUCUGGGGUUUGCAAAUUUUGUGGAUUUUAACCCUAAUGGUACGUGCAUAGCUUCAGCAGGUUCUGAUCAUACUGUGAAAAUCUGGGAUAUAAGAGUGAACAAAUUACUCCAACAUUAUCAAGUUCACAGCAGUGGAGUUAAUUGUGUCUCAUUCCACCCCUCGGGUAACUAUCUCAUCACUGCUUCUUCAGACGGUACACUUAAGAUUCUGGAUCUCUUGGAAGGAAGGCUCAUAUAUACACUUCAAGGACAUACGGGACCUGUCUUUACUGUUUCAUUUUCAAAAGGUGGAGAGCUGUUUGCAUCAGGAGGUGCAGACGCACAGGUCUUAUUAUGGAGGACUAACUUUGAUGAAAUGAAUUGUAAAGACAUUAUUAAAAGAAAUCUCAAAAGAUUACAUUUUGAUUCACCACCGCAUCUUCUUGAUAUCUACCCAAGAACACCGCAUCUUCACGAGGGGAAAAUCGAGACUGUUGAAAUUAAUCCAAAACUUGAAGUGAUCGACUUGCAGACCCCUACUCCCCCUGUUGUAGACAUCCUUUCUUUUGAUUCUACCACAACAACGGAAACCACUGUCAGAACCCCACCAGACAAGGGUGAAGGGAUCUGUGGAUAUUUCUUGAACCCCUCAUUAACGACAUCAGAAUGUUUCCCAACAACCUUGAAAAAGAAAACAGAAGACAUGAGCGACCUGCCCUCUGAGAGCCAAAGAAGCAUACCGCUCGCUGUGACUGACGCUUUAGGGCAUAUUAUGGAACAACUCAAUGUUUUGACACAGACUGUUUCAAUCUUGGAGCAGCGACUGACUUUGACAGAGGAUAAGCUGAAAGACUGCCUUGAAAACCAGCAAAAGCUUUUCAGUGCUAUCCAUCAGAAAAGCUGAACAGAGAAGUAUGAGCAGAGGCGAGAUAAGUGACACAGGUACAGAUGGUCAGGAAGGUAGUACAAGCUGCUUCGUGCAGCACAUCCGGGCGCUCAUUAUCAUGGCAUUUCUCAUAAGGGCAAGCCACAGAACAAGGCAGAAAAGGCAUAAUUAAGGACUAAUUUAAACACACAAAUCAAUGUCAAGGACUGAUUUAAAGCAUUCCCAUUUAUGACUGCAGGAAUAAAGUGAUAAGCAUUCAAGUGGCUCUGUAUUUUCCCCCAUAAUAUUUUAAAUGUCAGUUUUCAUUUAUAGUCCAAACCUUACCAGGAAAGUAACCAAAUCUCUUGAUUUCAUAGUUAAAUCAUUUCAAAUUGACCAUGUUCAGGCAGUUCCUCAAAGCAAUUAAUGUAUUUCUUUAGUGAACAACACCCUUGGGGUAAAAUAAUUCGCUUACCUCUAAAACAGCAUCCUAUACACGGCAGAGAAUGAGUUAGUGAUCCGCCUCAUAUUUCUUUCACUUCAAAAACAAACUGUCCUUUCUUACCAGUGCCUUGGAAAAGUGAUCUUGUAAAAAUUCCCAGACCACAGAAUUUCCACAGCAAGGAUACACUUAUCUUAAUUAGCAACAGCACAUAUGUGACACAGAGCAGAGAGUUUUUAUUUGAUUUAAGAUGUCCAUUGUUUAUCCUUUGAUCAACCUGAAAGAAAAUGAAGAGUUAGAAAUAUGUGAAGCGCACAUAUCUUUUCUCUCACAGAUGAGUGCACUAAGCACUUUGGGUUGUGUCCGAACCUGUGAUCCCAGCUUACAAAGAUUACGUUAGUGUGAUUUCAGUGUGCUCAAAAGCCAGAAUGAUGUAAGAGAAACAUUUAAAAAUAUGCCCACAUGUAUGUUCACACGCUGCAGAAAUGCUGUUGCUUAGGGUGAUUUUGGCUGCCGAAUGAUAAGUACUUAAACAUUUGCAUCACCAUCUUCCUAUUUUUUUAAUGAAUUAUUAUUUGAAACAGAAUGAAAAUGAGCCAGGCAUUCUACAAGAUCUUGGUUACAAAUUAAGAAUUUUGUUUUAUCUUAAACAAAACGAGAUUAAAUUGAAGAAAAACAGA
Equus quagga is the source of this 2639-nucleotide messenger RNA. RefSeq names its product POC1 centriolar protein B (gene POC1B). Gene Ontology annotation, biological process: cilium assembly. The coding region runs from base 102 to 1556 and encodes 484 amino acids. The transcript has 12 exons. Gene Ontology annotation, cellular component: ciliary basal body; centriole. Gene Ontology annotation, molecular function: protein binding. Lineage: Eukaryota; Metazoa; Chordata; Mammalia; Perissodactyla; Equidae. The record is from RefSeq and is a predicted model, not a curated record.